Oreochromis niloticus (Nile tilapia) is the source of this 1521-nucleotide messenger RNA. RefSeq lists its product as uncharacterized. The transcript is spliced from 6 exons. Bases 1 to 1521 code for a protein of 506 amino acids. The record is from RefSeq and is a predicted model, not a curated record. Gene Ontology annotation, cellular component: external side of plasma membrane. Gene Ontology annotation, biological process: cell surface receptor signaling pathway; negative regulation of T cell proliferation; cellular response to lipopolysaccharide. NCBI's taxonomy places the organism in Eukaryota, Metazoa, Chordata, Actinopteri, Cichliformes, Cichlidae.
AUGCCUCCUGUCCCAGAAAACAUUGAAGUUGUCUCUAAAGCCCAGGCUGUGGGAGUCACACACAGAGGAGAGCCAGGUGUGGAGGCCGAGCAGCCGCCCAAACGCCCCACGGCCACAGGUGGGAGUGGGGCCGGAGAUACAAACACUACGGUGGGCUUGUUUCACAGCCUCACAAAGACACACAAAGUCCAGUUUGAGGAAGUGGGAGCGCUGUUUGGAAUCCGGUUUGUGCCCAUGUGGAUAAGGAUGGUGUCGGCCUCCGGACGGGAUCGUAUUCUGCCAGGAAACUUGUCUAAAAUGUCCCAGAGCGUCGGGCCGGGAAAAGACAGAGCGUACGCCUCCUUUAUUGUGAAAUUCCUCACCAUGGUAACUGAACACAUCAGCUGCAUGCAGUUCAUUUGUGUUUCUGUCCUGUCCUCAGUUUCCCAGCAUGCUCUGGCUGUGGUGGUGGAGGUGAAUGAGGGGGCAGAGUCUGUCCUGCUGCCCUGUGAGUUCUCAGGUUUAAUACCUGAGAAUGACUCCACUGUGAUGUGGACUCACGAUGACCUUUAUAACAAAUCUGUCCACCUACGACGAAAAGAAGGAGAUGAUCUUAGAGAGCAAAACCAGGGUUACAGCGGGCGCACAUCGAUGAGGCCUGAUGCUCUGAACACUGGAAACUUCAGCCUCACUCUGAGAAAACCACAACUGACAGACAGCGGCAACUACUCCUGCUCCAUCAGUGAUGGAAGAGAAGAAAGGAGACUGAUAGAUGUACAGCUGCAGGUCAAAGAACCAUUUCCAUCCUGGGCCAUAGCUCUCCUGGUUCUCCUGCUUCUCCUGGUUCUUCUUGUGGUUUCUGGAGGUCUUCUAUUUUAUUUCCGGCACUAUUUCAUGUCAGAUUAUAAGGUGGAGCUGGAUUCAGGGGUGGAGUCUGUCCAGCUGCCCUGCAAAACCACAGUUAACCUGCCUAAAGACGCUAAAGUGGAGUGGAAGGACAAAAAAAACAGGAAGGUCCACAUUUAUAAGAACUGCUCUGACCAGACUGGAGAACAGCAUCACUUUUACAGAGAGCGCACAAAGAUGAAGAGAAACUUACUGGAACCUGGAGACCUCAGUCUGAACCUGAAACCCCCCACAGACACAGACACCUACACCUGCACCGUCUACAGCAGCAGGGGGACGAUCCUGAUGAAAAAAGAAGUGCUGCUCAUUGUCAGAGUCCCCCAGGUGGAGGUGGAAUCAGGUGUGGAGUCUGUCCAGCUGCCCUUCAAAACCACACUUCACCUGCCCAAAGAUGCUAAAGUGGAGUGGAAGGACAAAGGUAGCAGGAUGAUCUAUGUUCAUCAGAACGGCUCUGACCAGCCUGAAGAACAGCACCAGGCUUACAAAAACCGAACCAAGAUGAAUGAAGACCUGAUGAAAACUGGAGACCUCAGUCUGACCCUGAAAUACCCCACAGACUGGGACAACAGAACCUACACCUGCACCCCAUUCACCAAAUUUCUGCGGAUACUCAUGGCCAAUGAUCAGUGGUCAUGA